This is a messenger RNA of Closterium sp. Yama58-4, 315 nucleotides long. The record is from the annotation of a GenBank genome assembly. Lineage: Eukaryota; Viridiplantae; Streptophyta; Zygnematophyceae; Desmidiales; Closteriaceae.
AUGCUAUUGGACGCAGCAGCAGCAGCAGCAGCAGCAGCAGCAGCAGCAGCAGCAGCAGCAGCAGCAGCAGCAGCAGCAGCAGCAGCAGCAGCAGCAGCAGCAGCAGCAGCAGCAGCAGCAGCAGCAGCAGCAGCAGCAGCAGCAGCAGCAGAAGCAACAGCAGCAGCAGCAGCAGCAGCAGCAGCAGCAGCAGCAGCAGCAGCAGCAGCAGCAGCAGCAGCAGCAGCAGCAGCAGCAGCAGCAGCAGCAGCAGCAGCAGCCGCAGCGGCCGCCGUCGCAGCAGCCCCUACUCCCAGUUCCUGUCCCUCCCCCUAG